AUGACGGGGCUCGGUGCAACUGUUCAGUCAAGACUGCCCGAGCAAGCCUCAGCGCGUAGUCGUGAAGGGGGAGGGGUGUUCAAGUUGAGGAGGAGAGGUGAGGAGGAGAGCAGAGCAACGCAGAAGGUGAGGGCAGGUGAGGGCAGGCCCAGGGCAGGGGAAGAGAGACGGCAGACACGACGUGCGGUUAAGCCCCACUGUGACCUUGGGCGAGCAGCAGGCUUGGUAACAACACGGUACAUACUACCACCGCUUUUGAUUGGCGACUUUCAAGGUAUCUGGUACUUCUGGCUCCCAUCGCCCGGCGCCUACUGGUUUGUUGACAGGGCGGUAUUGAUUGUCCUUUCGCUUUUUGACCUCUGGCGGCCAACCCACUCAAUGGAAUGA
This is a messenger RNA of Histoplasma capsulatum G186AR, 387 nucleotides long. RefSeq lists its product as uncharacterized. NCBI's taxonomy places the organism in Eukaryota, Fungi, Ascomycota, Eurotiomycetes, Onygenales, Ajellomycetaceae. Bases 1 to 387 code for a protein of 128 amino acids. The record is from RefSeq and is a predicted model, not a curated record. The transcript is spliced from 3 exons.